UUGGUAAAAAAAAAUGGUGGUGAAAGAUAAACAAGCAGUGAAGUACCGUUUGCCGAAGUGUGUGUGUGUUGGAAAAUCGCUCAGAGUCAAAAAUCAACACGAUUCCUUUGUGACGAAAACCGAGAACAACAAGAGAGAUCGCAGGAAGAAGAAAUAAGAAGAUUUUCGGACAUUUGUUUGAUAUCGAACGAAAUCUGCUUUAUAUAACGUCGGUAAUCGAGCUCGGAAAGGCCAUUGAAAGGCCUUUAAAUAGCUAGCAUCGCUAGCGGGAAGUUAGCUAGCUAGUUAGAGCUUUGCUAAGUAGAAGCAGCGCACGCAGCUCAGGGGCCAGGCGUUUCAUUUUCACACUAUAUACGUGUUUUUGUUCGUAUUUCGAGCUGUAAACGUAUCCAGGAUCCAAGCAGCCAUGGCGUGUGGAGCUACAUUGAAGAGGACUAUGGAUUUCGACCCUUUGCUGAGUCCCAGCUCGUCGAAGAGGAGGAGAUGCGCCCCGGUAUCGCAGUCGUCAGCCCCGAGAAAUUAUCUGCGUCAUGAGCCGAGUGCUUUUAGCCAGCUCUCAGUAUCACUCACAACAGAGCAAAUCCUUCAUAACAUAAAGCAAGAAUAUAAGCGUAUGCAGAAGCGGAAGCAUUUGGAUGGAAGCUUUCAACAGCCUGAGGCUGGAUCAUCUUUCAUGGCUCAGUCUCAUGCAUCACUCCUGAGUGGAUCCAGUUUUCAAGAGACAUCCUCUGGAGCUGUUUCACCCACAAGGAGAGAACAGCCACUGUUCACUUUAAAACAGGUUGGCAUGCUAUGUGAACGCCUUUUGAAGGAGCGUGAAGAAAAAGUCCGAGAAGAAUAUGAGGAGAUAAUGACUUCCAAGUUGGCAGAACAAUACGACACCUUUGUGAAGUUCACACAUGAUCAGUUAAUGCGGCGAUUUGAGGAACAGCCUGCUAGCUAUGUCUCUUGAGAUGACCAGAGCAUUGUCGAGAUGCUGUUUGCUGCAGUUUACUGAGCUGAAUGUCCGCCGAUUCCACCACAGACCUGGUUUGAAAUAGAACCACUCCAGUGUCACUUCAUGCUGACAGUCUGUCUUUAGAAUUUGUCAGUACAUAUUAUUGUUCCUUGUGAACCUGGGUGCUUCCUCUUGUAAAUGUAUACGGACCUUUUAUGUCUGUUUUAUUCUACCAGUGGCCUACUUAUAAUCUGUAUCGAGCCUUUUCUUGCAUUCCACAAUGUAUUCAUACACAGAUACUGCAAUGCUUUAUUUUCUGGUCAUUUCACAUGUGCAUAGACGUUAGUGUGGAAAAAAUAGUGUGGACAAAAAUCCAAAAUGUUACAUACCUCUUUGCGAGUAUUCCCAGCGUGCUGCACACAUUACAGUUUAUCUUUGUUUAAAAAGCUUGAUAGAUCAUGAUUUCACUAGCCAAACCAAGUGCAGCCUGAAGACUAAACAUUGUGGGUUUUAGUUGGAACGUGACAAAGCUGUUCUGUACUAUACAUUGAGCUCAUAAAAGUGUUGCAUCAAUCAUUUAGAGCUUUUUUUGUUGUUGUUGUUUUGCUUUCCUUUGUAUUUGUAAAAACCAAGGGUGUCGAGCUCUGCUCGUGGAGGGUCACAGAAUUCAGUGUUUAGAGUUUACCUCAGUUAAGACACACGAUUCAACUCAUUAGCCCAUUACCAGAGCCUUCAUAUCUGCUGGGAAGGACUCAAGAUUGACACCCUGGUGUACAUGAAAGCAUUUUAUUAAUAAAGACCUGUGUGUACAUAA
This is a messenger RNA of Silurus meridionalis, 1751 nucleotides long. RefSeq names its product akirin-2-like. Lineage: Eukaryota; Metazoa; Chordata; Actinopteri; Siluriformes; Siluridae. Gene Ontology annotation, cellular component: nucleus; chromatin. The coding region runs from base 407 to 952 and encodes 181 amino acids. The transcript has 5 exons. Gene Ontology annotation, biological process: positive regulation of innate immune response; positive regulation of transcription by RNA polymerase II. Gene Ontology annotation, molecular function: transcription coregulator activity. The record is from RefSeq and is a predicted model, not a curated record.